UUAAUCCCAGAGUGCACUUCCCAUCAUGGUGGUAAACGAAAGUUCCGAAUUUGUUUACAUGGACUUAGAAACGUGAAAGAGAGUGUUAUUUUUUGAAAUUUUGGAAUUUUAAAGAAUAGUUAUUGGUUAUCUAGCCAGAGCUAGAUAAUUUCUUGGAUCAUGGCUCAUUCUCCGAGUGGUUAUGUUCCCCCAGAGAAUAGAAACUUAAAAGUUGGUGCAAAUUGUCAUUUUUAUCGGAAUGGAGAUCGCAGGAAAACGGCUUCCAAAAUAGUUAUUUCAGACAGAAUAAGAAAUUUAGAAGGUGUAAAAGACGAAUUAACACGAAAAUUCAAUAGCAAAGACAGUACUAAGACUGGUUAUGUAAGAAAUGUUUAUACUCCAUCAACUGGUACACCAGUUACCAGGCUAGAGGAUUUUAAAAAUGGAGCAUGCUAUGUGGCAGCGUUAAAUAAUGAAAAAUUCGUAGCCUUAAAUUAUACCGACAUUAAGGAUGAAAGGAGACGAGAGUUUCGUAAGGCCGCGUCCUCGGAAGCUAAACGGUAUACACCUGUUCAACAUCAACAUGAUCCUAGACUAAGGAACCUACAUGGUAGAGCAAAAUCUCUAGGAGAGCAAAAGAAAGCUGUUAUAUUAAAAGUUUUUGUGAAUGGAGAGUUCACUGAACAUGCUAGAACAGUUGUAAUAACUGAACCUCAUAACAGAAGUUUGAAGUAUGUUAAGGAAUAUAUACAAGAUACACUAGGUACAAGCGAAAUUAGAGAACUUCAUAAAGUUAUAAACGGUGGAGGAAUAGCAGAAAAUUUCCAACUGUUGACAGAAAACGAUGUGUCAAGCCUUAAAACUAAUGACCAUAUCCUUGCUGUACAGAAUAUCAGACAUUUAACACCGAAAAGAUAUAAUGAGAAAGGUUGCAAAAAUUUCACCGUGCACACAUCACCAAGGACAGGACAGGGGUAUGAUCCAUUCCCCAUGCCACAUUCCCCGCCAAGGAGUAAAGGACAGUUUUCAAAGCAUAAAAAGUUACCACAAAUAGGAUCUAGUAACCAGAGUCAAGCAGACACAAUGUCUCCAUAUUCUAACGCACCAUCACAUGGAGGAAGGUAUGUUAACAAAUCUUUAUCUCUUUACUUGAAUGAGGGUGGCGUUUUCAAGGCAAAGAAGCAGAACAAUGCCCAGGGAGCACAUCAGGUAAAUGACACUCGGGAGACUCGAACUGAAAAACCUAUUGAUCAAAGGGAAGCUGAGGUGGUUGAUGAGGAAGAGAUUCACACUAAAGAAAAGACCACCCCAAUCCCACCUGGCACAGAACUUAACAAGAGACCUUCAAAGGAAGCCAAGCAGAACUCUGAAAAUGGUUCUCAGAGUAAAAACCAUACUGAGGUAAAAAAGGGAGGCAAAUCUGGCAAAGAAGUAAUUAAUAAGAUCACUGUGUUACCUCCCAUUGUUGAUGAGGGAGGUGGCAAAAGUAAUUCUGCUAAAGUUAAGAAAGGUGAUAAAAAAGGUGAUAAGAAAGACAUGAAAGAUGGACAGGUUAAGGAAGCUGUUGAUAAAAUUGAAGGCAAAAGUAAAGCCGAGUUAGACGAUAAGAAAAAGCCGAAAGAUCUCGAAGCAAAUGAUGUUCUUGAAAUGUCAGAAAGGGAGGGAACCCCAAUGGAUUUAAAAUCUAAUGAUAUUGAAAUGAAUAAGCCCCCUUUGUCAACAACUCCCCCUCAUGGUAAAUUGACACCUGCAGAGAGUCCAAAGAAGGAAAGGGUAAAUGAAGAUGCUAGCCCUCAUGGGGCUGAUGUUGGGCAUACAAGCCCAGAUGACCCAGGUGGUCAAAGAGUAGAGGAUGAGAGCUAUGAGAACCCAAACGAUGAGCCCAAAUCUCCCACUGCGCCAUAA
Ruditapes philippinarum (Manila clam) is the source of this 1884-nucleotide messenger RNA. Its product is annotated as doublecortin domain-containing protein 2-like. The record is from RefSeq and is a predicted model, not a curated record. Gene Ontology annotation, cellular component: microtubule; microtubule organizing center. Lineage: Eukaryota; Metazoa; Mollusca; Bivalvia; Venerida; Veneridae. Bases 160 to 1884 code for a protein of 574 amino acids. The transcript has 10 exons. Gene Ontology annotation, biological process: intracellular signal transduction.